GUGGCUGCGAGUGGAGGUGUAACCCAGGCUUCCGCUCGCGGGCUCGGCUCCGCGGCUGCGUCCGUGUGUGCUCUUUGCGAUCCAGGUUCCUGUUUGCUUCUGGUUUUAAGAUUCAGGCGUUUGGGUUUUGUUUGUUUCGUGUUUGUCUAACGCCAGUCCGGAUUUCAUAGGGGAGAACUGAUUUUUCUGGUUCUUUUUACCUGAGGUUGCUUGAACGAUAGAGUCAGUCCUUGAUGUUUGUAGCCUUUUGCUUCAGCUGGCAGAGAAGAGAAAAGGUGGAUACUGACCUGCAGCAGUUCUUCCUGUGAAAGGAAGAAAUAUCGGACACUGUUCUGGGAUAACUUGCGCGUGCUUUGUCCAGAAAAGGCCUCUCAAACAAGCAGUGGGCAUCUGGGAAGAGAACUGAGGAAAUCGUGAGGUUUUUUCUUCUAGCAGUGUUGAGCACAUCACCCUCGGAUUCUUUUGUCCGCAUGGCAUGGAUACAUAGCUAAAUUUAUGAAGUUCUGAAUACUUCAGCUGCAAAAAUAAAGUGCUUUCCUCUUUCUACGUACUCUUUUUCUUCUCGGCAACAUUCAGAGUCAAAGGCUUAACCAGUUUUGUUAACUGGCUGCAGGUUAAAUGUGGCCUGAGUCACUGUGGGGACAUUGCUGAAAAGUUUCAUGGCAGAUUUUUUUUCCCCCCUUAUUUCAUUUUUUAGAUUUUCUGACAUAGUCUUCUUUCAUUUUGCAGUGAGACCGAUUUUAUAAAUGAAGAAUUUAAUAGGUGCUUGUUUAUACUUUUUUCUUUUGUAUUUUAUUUAAUAUUUUUCUUGAAAAAUGUUGUUGCUCACAAGCAGUAUGGAGGUAUCCUGAUAACUGUUUACAAAUGCCUCUGCUACCGGAAGGUAGGAAAUGUUCUUCAGUUCAUAUGUGAAAUUUGGGUUUUUGACAUCACAGUCUGUGGAGUAAAAACUGUAUUUCACUUGGAGCUGAUGCUGCAUAUAAUGGUAUCUACAUGCAAUAGACAAGAGAAGAAGCUGUCAGAGAAAAGAAAAGGCCUUUAAGACAGACCUUGGCAGAGUUUGUAAAUAGCCUUGCAGAAUCUGUAAACGAGAAGGAUGGGUAGCUGAUUUCUGUGAGGUCAAAUCUAUGUCAAACUGCCACGAAUAUAGUAUCAACAGGAACUCGGGAUAUUAUCUCAAGGAAAACAAACUGGAAAAAUAUAAAUCACGCAGUACUAGCGCCUUGUGCCUUGUGUGGUCCUCUUGGAUUAGGUUUGCAUUCAACAGAGCUGCUACUGCCUGAAAGAAAAUCAAGAUGGACACUUAAUUCAAAAAACGUUUUUAGCUGAGAACAUGAGGAAGACUUGAAUCUGCUUCUAGAAAAAUUUUUGCAUGAAGAAAUAGGUAGCCAGUGUCGGUAAGCUGUGGGAAAAGGUCUUUUUGCAAAAUACCUUUUCCAGUCCUUGGUUACUUGGUGAUCACGCAGUCUUUUGUGCAAAGGAUAAAAGGGACUUGCCAUGAGGUGCUAAGCCUUUUUUCAUUGAUUCGGAGAGACUGGACCUAAAUGGCGCAGCAUGACUUUGCUCCAGCCUGGCUUAAUUUUCCUACUCCACCAUCAUCAACAAAGUCAUCACUGAAUUUUGAGAAACAUUCUGAAAAUUUUUCAUGGGCAGAGAAUCGUUAUGAAGCAAAUCGCAGAAGACACAAUUCUUCGGAAGGGUUUGAUCCUAACACUGGAAGGACAAAUGGAGGGCAUUUUGGGCGAAAAGAGAGGAAUGGCUGGCGUUCACAAGGCAGAAAUGCUCCAGAAAAUAUAAACCAACGUGGAGGUUACCAUGGUGGAGGUUCCCGUACUCGUAGCAGCACCUUCCAUUGUGGAAAAGGCCAGGGACUGUGUGAAAAGAGUGUAUUUGGUAAUGAAACCCGGAAAAAGGAAGAAAAAGAUGUACCCAACCAGUUUGAGGCUGAGGACUUCCCAUCUUUAAAUCCUGACUAUGAGAGGGAACCAAACCAGAAUAAAUCUCUAGCUGCAGGUGUGUGGGAGUACCCUUUAAAUCCCAAAUCUAAAUCUCAGAGAAUGCUGGUCAUUAAAAAAGGCAAUACAAAAGAACUGCGGAUAUCUGGAUUUCCAGUAGUGGGAACUCUUCACUCGCAGACAGUAAGGAAUGGAACUGGCACAAGUGUUUAUAAAGGAUUAGUCCCCAAACCUGUAACUCCACCUGCAAAGCCCACACAGUGGAAAAGCCAAGCAAAAGAAAAUAAACUUGGGAAUGUGUUUCCUCAUGAAUCUGCAUAUGGUCCUUUCAAAUCAACUGUCAAGGCAUUUGCUGUAACACAAAAUUCAGUGAAAGAGUGUAAUCGGUCAAAUUCUUCAUCCCCUGUUGACAAAUCUGGUCAGCUUCGUUUAACAAAAUUGACAAGAAUGCGGACUGAUAAGAAGAGUGAAUUUUUGAAAGCAUUGAAAAGAGAUAGAGUGAAAGAGGAACAUGAAGAUGAGAAUCAUGAUGGACAAGAGAAGGAUGAUGAGUCCUUCAGCUUGCAUAACAACAACAGUUCUCAUCGUGAGAGAGAUAUAAACCGAAACUUUGAAAAUGAGAUUCUGCAGGAGAAUGGCAAUGCUUCAAUUACACCUCAGCAGAUCAUUCAGUCUUCAGCUUUCCCUCAGGCAAAUGUUCUUUCAAGCUCACUUGAGGCAGAGCAUAGGUUGUUAAAGGAGAUGGGCUGGCAGGAAGACAGUGAAAAUGAUGAAACAUGUGCUCCACUAACUGAGGAUGAGAUGAGGGAGUUUCGAGUCAUUAGUGAACAGUUACAAAAAAAUGGCCUUCGGAAAAAUGGCAUUUUGAAAAAUGGCCUCAUCUGUAAUUUUAAAUUUAGCCCCUGGAAAAACAGCGCUUUCAAACCUGCUCUGGAGAAUGAGGAUUCUGAGACAAGCAGCAGUGAUACAUCAGAUGAUGAUGAUGUGUGAAGACUUCUGUAACACCUCUAGAAGUCCAUUUGUUCUCGUGAAGAUUGGGGAUGUUUUGUCCAAAAACAAAAGUUGUCAUUUAUGUAGUAACAUGCCCACUACAGAAAGAAUAAUGGGACUUUCCUCUGAAGGAAGAAGGAAUUUUCUGUUGGGUGUGUUGAAAAUCAUUAUAAGUUCUCUGUAAACGAAUGUCAUAGAAUGAGGCCUUGUGUUGACCCAGUGUUGACUUCCAUCACUGAAGCAUUUCUGACUAGCAAUGUGACAAUGUUACAAAUCAGACUUUCUCACUUAAUAAUAAAAGCAAAGAAUUGUGAAAUAUCUUGCAAAGCUUCUGUCUUAAAAUGUCUAAGGAAGAAAAGGGCAGCUUGACAGGGUGUUUUGCUUGCCAAGUCAUUUUUUUCUUACAGUGGAAAUCAUUGAGUCCACUUUGUAUGUAAAAUGGGCAAUGUAGCAUGUUGGCUAAAAUGAGCAAAGUGCACUAAAACUCUUUCUUAACUGAGUUGUUGAACUGUUCUACAAAUAACUGCUCUUUAGCCAUUGGUUGCAUUGUCGUUGUUAUUAAUGGCAAAAGACCCUGAUGUUACAGUUCCAAAUUUCUAGAAUUAACUUUCAAAUUGAAGGCUUUAAGGGGUAUAGCAAGACCCUUAUUCUCACAGUGAGGGAGAAUAAGGGGAAAUAAGCAGUUUGAUUUUGCUAUUCAACAUGUGGAAAAAUCAUUACAGUGACUGGAUUUGUCAACUACAUGGGAAAUAAAUGAUUUACAGAGUAUUGCCUCACUGCACAGCAUCACGGGUAUUGUUUUUAAAACAGCUAAGUUUGUUUGCAUUUAUAUUACAUGUAGUCUGGCAGCAGUGCAGUUGUGCAUUUCAGUGCAAGGUAAAAAUAUCUGGUAAUUUCAUCACUAGAUCUUGCUUUUACGGCAGCAGAAGUAUAUGUGUGCAGUAGCCACCUCUUUUGCUUACUCAGUGUAAGACUUUUUCUUUGUCAUCUCACAUUUAAAACCCAAUAUUGUAUUAUUUAUAGUUUUAGUUGGUUUAUUUUAGUUCUUUAAAUGUUGUCCACACUUGUACAAGCUGUGUAGCAUUAAUUCAUAAGCACAACUGCUCUUGGGGAUGUUGCAUAAGUUUAUAAUAUAGCACAUAUAUAUAUGUAUGUAUAUAUAUAUAUAUAUAUAUAUAUAUAUAUAGACACUUCCCUGUCAAGAUGUUUUUGAAUUCUACUACUUCGUAUAGUAAAUUAUUUGCAGUUUAGAACUUGAAAGCAAAAAUAUUUAUAAAGUUGAGAUUCUGUCCAUAUUUCUUUAGGAAAAUACUUUUUUUAUAAGGUGGCAUCAAUUUUGGGCCAAAUUUGGUAUGUUUCUCUUUUUUAUUUAUUGUUAAUUUAAAUAGAUUUUUUUUUCAAGAGGUCAGUUUUUGUAUUAGAAGCAGCUUGCAAAUGUUGAUGUAGUUAAUUUUGGCCUGGUGUAUUUAAAUACUCAGUUUCUAAUCUAAAUUUAAGAGGAUAAAAAUGUUUCUUUUUAAAAAAGAAAACUGCCAUAUCUGUAAUGAUGUUUUUCCUACCUGCAUGCCUUAUACACCUUUUUCCUUUUCCUCUCCUGAAUUUUUUUUACUGACUUUGACACAUGGUUGUAGUUUGUUCACUUUUUGGUUUUCACAUACUAUAAACAGGAUCUUCUGCCUAGCUUAAUUAUAUAGUGAUAUGUGGAUGCACUGUUUUAAUAGGAAGUGAAAAUGUUUUUCCUUGGCAUUUCUCAAA
Zonotrichia albicollis (white-throated sparrow) is the source of this 4700-nucleotide messenger RNA. It is a transcript of the gene GPBP1, whose product is annotated as GC-rich promoter binding protein 1. Gene Ontology annotation, biological process: positive regulation of DNA-templated transcription; DNA-templated transcription. The record is from RefSeq and is a predicted model, not a curated record. Gene Ontology annotation, molecular function: RNA binding; DNA binding. Gene Ontology annotation, cellular component: nucleus. NCBI's taxonomy places the organism in Eukaryota, Metazoa, Chordata, Aves, Passeriformes, Passerellidae.